AUGCUCACGAAACGGCCCUUGAGAGUCGGCAAUGUAUCAGGCGCGACCGGCGACAGCCCCAAUGCCAUGCUCCGUAUGGCGCAGGACGGCAAUGUCGAUGUCAUCGUAGGCGACUGGCUAUCUGAAAUGAACAUCGCCUGGAAUGCCAUCGCCAAGGCCGAAGAUGCUUCUCUCGGCUACGAGGCGGGUUUUCUCCAACAGCUGAGCGAGUCAAUCGAUCUCAUCGUCGAACGCGAUAUCAAAGUGGUCACCAAUGCUGGAGCGUUAAAUACAGCUGCUCUGGCAGCGGAGACUCGGGCGAUGUGUAUGGCUAGAGGAUAUCGUGAGACCAAAAUCGCGCUGGUGCUGGGUGAUGAUAUCUCGGAUCUGAUCAAGGACCCGGAGGCCCGCCGUGGGCUGGUACAUUUGGAUCACGAUGACUGGCAAUUCGAAGACUGGCCUAUGGAAUCUCACUGUGGUGUGGCAUAUAUCGGCGCGUGGGGAAUUGUGGAAGCCCUCAAUGCUGGAGCUGACAUUGUUAUUUGUGGCCGGGUAACCGAUGCAUCUCCGGUUAUUGGAGCGGCCGCUUGGUGGUAUCAGUGGCAUCGAGAUGCUUGGGAUAGUCUGGCGGGAGCUCUAGUUGCAGGCCAUUUGAUUGAGUGUGGCCCAUAUGUUACGGGAGCCAAUUUCUCAGGAUUCAAAGCGUUGCUCCCAGAACUUGUCGAUCUCUCAUUCCCCAUCGCAGAAAUAAAUGAAGACGGAACAUGCGUCAUUACAAGGUGUGAACGAUAUGCUGGUGCAGUCACCAAACACAACACCACGGCCCAGUUUCUGUAUGAACUACAAGGAGAGCAUUACCUGAACCCGGACGUAGUGGCCAAUCUCCAUAAUGUUCAAAUCCAGGACAUUGGCCCAGACAGAAUCCGCGUCGGUGGGAUCACCGGAGUUCCUCCUCCAGCAACUACCAAAGCGAUUAUCGCAGCCCCCGGAGGAUAUCAGGCCGAGGCGACAUUCUACAUCAACGGACUCGACGUGGCCGAAAAGGUAGAGAUGAUGCGCAACCAGCUCUCGAAUAUCUUCCGGGAUCACCGCUUCAGCAAGCUAUCCAUCGAGUUAUAUGGCUCGCCUGCAGUGGAUCCCAAGAGUCAGCAAGCAGGGACAGUGUCAUUGCGCGUGUUUGCGCAGGCCCGGAAUUUGGAGGAUAUCUCCGCAUCAAAGUUCAAAAUUCCAAUUUAUGCAUUGCGAAUGCAGAGUUAUCCCGGGUACCACAUGAAUCUCGACUUUCGUACCAUGGACCCAAAGCCAUUCAUGGAAAUAUUUCCAGCAACAAUAAGCUGCAGUUUACUAGAUCACCGCGUCCAGAUCCUACCGGAGGGAUCAGAAAUUCCAAUUUCCUCCUCUCCUCUAACAUCAAAACCUAUGCUACGACCCUCGUACGAAACGCUCCACCCAACACCACUAUCGACGUUUGGACCAACACAGCGAGCACCCCUGGGAAGCAUCGUCCAUGCCCGAUCCGGCGAUAAAGCAAACAACAGCAAUAUUGGCUUCUUCGUGCGCAAUGAAGAUGAAUAUCCGUGGCUGCAAUCGUUCCUCACAAUUCCUCGAUUGAAAGAGCUAUUUGGAGAGGACUGGCUCGAGAAGACCGAAGACGGUAUCCUAAGACGUGUGGAGCGAUGCGAGUUUCCUAAUAUUUUGGCAGUGCACUUCCGGGUCUUGGACUUUUUAGAUGGAGGUAUUGCGAGUUCCAGUAGGAUAGAUGGACUCGGCAAGGGAGUUGGGGAGUAUUUACGCAGCCGUGUUGUGCCGAUCCCCUUGAAGUUCUUGGAGAGGGGGUGGAUAUAG
Molecule: messenger RNA, 1824 nt
Organism: Penicillium daleae
Lineage: Eukaryota; Fungi; Ascomycota; Eurotiomycetes; Eurotiales; Aspergillaceae
Product: acyclic terpene utilization AtuA family protein
Exons: 3
Coding region: 1-1824 (607 amino acids)
Source: RefSeq, a predicted model, not a curated record